AUGGGCAGUUUUGGUUAGUUUUGGAUUUGGCUUUGGCACUGCAGUAGUUGAGGUGUAAAGACAUAUAAACUUAAGGGCAUUUACACAACAGUACAGUGCACUUUAUUGUUAAAUUUAUUUAUUAGUUCAAUUUAUCGAAACUAGAUAUAAUAAUAAAACUUAAAAUGGAUGUAUUUCUAAUGAUUCGACGAAAAAAGAUGACGAUAUUCACCGAUGCAAAAGAUAAUACAACUGUUCUUGAGCUUAAAAAAAUUAUUGAAGGUAUACUAAAAAUUCCACCGGUCAAUCAACAACUUUUUAAUAAAGAUAAUGUGGUAAUGACCGAUUGUAAAUGUCUCGGUGAAUAUGGAUUAACACCAACAACUGCAAAAGCACAAUGUCCAGCAUUAAUAGGUCUCGCAAUUCGUCAGGAUUCGGGAAAUUUCGAAAAUUUAGAAAUGACUCCCUUCUCUUUGCCACCUGAUCUUCCUGAUGUGAUGAAAUCACAAGAAACCAAUGGACAAGAACAAUCUCCUUGAACAGUCACUUUAAAUUGUGAAACAAACAAUAUUGGAUUAUAACAAACAAUUAUUUCACAAUAACAUCAUCAUCGUCAUCACCAUCAUCAUCAUCAUCGUCAUCAUCAUCAAUUUGAACGAAUUUCUUGGGAAUACAAUUUAGACGAAUACGAAUUUAUUUUACAUGUACUAUAUAUAAAUUGUAUAAAAAUCUGUAAAAUUCAACAGUUAAAAGACAACAAUUGAAUUUUACAUAUGUAAAACAAUUACUUUCGUAUUCUCUAAUAUUCUUGGCUACAGUUUUUAAUAAAUUUAGAAUCGUGUACCAAAUAUUUGAAAUCAUCAUAAGAUAAAUUCAAUUUUUUUUUCAAAUCUCAAACAAAUAAUUAAUCUAACGAAUAGAAUGCUCAGAAAUUCUGAUAUAUAUAUAUAUAUUUUUUUUUAAAACAUUUUUUGUUACUUGAAUAACUUUGACAAAAUUGACUUAAGGGCAUUUGUAAUACAUUUCUCACGUUAAAAAUUUUUUAAUCUUAAUUUAAUUUCUCGAUAUUUUGCAAUUAUAUAAAUAUUUAAAUUAUAUUUGUUAAAAAAUAUUUACAAAUAUUUAGAAAAAAAAUUCCAAAUAUUCAAAUAAUUGAAAUAUCAAAAAUAUUCAGAGAUUCAUAAAUUAAUGAAAAAUAUUUUUUGAGAAAUAUCAAAAUAGAGUUUAUUAUUAUUAUUUCUAAAAACAUUUUUGAUAUUUCAAUUUAAAUGGAAAAAAAAGAUUUAUUUAAUAAAAUAAGAGAGAUUUUAAUUCUUUUUAGAAAAUUGGAUUAUUUUUAGUGUCUUAAUUUUUUUGUUUACGAUUUAAAUAAUUAGUGUCAUAAUGUAUCGCAUGCCCUUAAUUAAAUGGAAAUUAUAUAUUUGAAAAGGAGGGGUUUAAUUAUUAUGUAAGUAGAGUUAAGACGGAAGGAAAGUUUUUUUUUUUUUGUCCAAACGAGAAAGAUAAGCAUGAUGAAUUUAUUUUAAUAAAAUAGCUAUUAAGAAAAAUUUCCAUCUUCUGUAGUGCAAAGAAAAUCACAAAAUUAAUUAUAAUAAUUAAAUAAAUAUAAAAUAAAAUUUUAAAGCAAUUGAAAAUUUAAAUUUUAAGUAAAUAUUAAAAUUCAAAUAAAAUUGAAAAGAAUAUUAAAAAUUGUAUUCUUUUUUUAAUAUUAUACAUUUAGAAUUUUAUUUAUAAUAUAUAAUUAUUUUUUUUCAAGGGGGAAUUAUGGAAAUUAUACUUACGUAAUAUUUGAACGUCUCUUUAAUACAUUGGCAACUGAUUAAUAUAUUAUUAAAAAAAAAAAAUUGUAUUUAAAAAAAAUACAUCACUUGUAUCUCCUAGAUUUGUAAAUAUAUUAAGAAUAUUUAACUAUUUCAAAACCUGUUAAUGAACUUUUCAUUUCCAUUAAUUUAAUAUACGUUAAAUUGUUUGUGACUACAUAAUCAUAAUCAUUGAUAAAUUGUAAUUUACACGAGAAGAGAGUAGCGUUUUUUUUUAUUUUUUUUUUUUAAAUAUAUCGCUAUAAAAUAACAUUGUGAUACCUCGGAGAGUAAUAGGAAUGCAAUAUUCAUUUUACCAAUUUUGCUAUAAUUAAUCUGUCAAUUUAUAGAGCAGCUUUCUUUGCACUUUUGUAAGCCCAAAUAAUAAUGUAACUUUUAAAAAUUCAUACAAGCGCGAAUUGUUGAUAUUAAUUUUUAGUAAUAUUCUAUAGUAUCGAUUUCAAACGUAGAAUAUAAUUGAUUUUAUUUUAUCAAUGUAUUUUACAUUGACAAAAUGCAAUUUUUACUACACUUUAUUAAAAUUUAUGAUUAGAAAAGAAAUAAAAUAAAAAAUUUUUAAAUACUUUAAAACAAUUAGUAAAUUUUUUUUAGAAUAAUUAAAUUUUUAUAUGAUUUAAGUUUAAAAUAUUAAUAUUUAGUGGCAUAUACAAUAAUAAUUAAUUUGGUGAAAAUUUUGAAAUGGAUAGAAAAUUAAAGAAAAAUUAUAAUUAUGUUUCAUCUCUAUUGAAAUUAUUUCAAAUGAAAAAAUACAUUCUUAAAUCCUGUAGUGUAAGCAUAGUAUUUUUAUCCAAAGGUUUCUGUAAAUUACAUAUUCAAUACGUCGUUUUUUUUUAAAUACUAAAACUUGCUCUGUAAUUUUCUUCUCAAAAAAGAAUUAAUAAUUUUUAAAUUUGUCGAAUUUAUCACUUAGGACUAUAGAUUAUCAAUUUUUACUUGAUGUUAAUUACAGAACGAGUUUUUAAACAUAUAUAGAAUACGUCGCUUUAAUAGUAAAAUUAGCAACAUAAACCGUACGACUGAUAUAAUAUUAAAUUAAAAAAAAUACUUUUCUUUAAUUUAAUAAAUAAUUAUAUAUAUAUAUAAAAAAAAAUUUGACGGAAUAUGUAACGAACUAUUAAGUUCGCUGCGGCACUAAAUAGAUAAAAAAAAAAAAAAUAAAAGUUUCAAUACAGGAAUUGAAAAUAAACUGUCAUCAACCACCAUUUGAUUUGUAUUCAAGAUUUGAAAAAUUAAAAACAAAACGACUCAAUUAAUCAACGCUUGCUUGGUAUAACACAAUAAGCAGGAGGUGCCUUUAAGCGAAUAGCUGUAAAUUAUUAUUAAUAAACUCUGUAAGCGAUAAAGAAAAAAGAAAAUUACCUCCUUAAGUUGUACAUAAAAUAAUUUCAGCUUUUCUCUUUUCGAUAAAAAGAAAAAAAAAACAAAAAAAAAAAUACAAACAAUAGGGCUCUUUAUUGAAUUACAUAUUCAAUAAUAAUUUUAUCAUUAUGUAAUUUGAGGGAAUAAAAUUAUUCAAUAUUUACAA
Leptopilina boulardi is the source of this 3324-nucleotide messenger RNA. It is a transcript of the gene EloB, whose product is annotated as elongin-B. Gene Ontology annotation, biological process: transcription elongation by RNA polymerase II. The transcript has 3 exons. Gene Ontology annotation, cellular component: elongin complex; VCB complex. The coding region runs from base 165 to 518 and encodes 117 amino acids. NCBI's taxonomy places the organism in Eukaryota, Metazoa, Arthropoda, Insecta, Hymenoptera, Figitidae. The record is from RefSeq and is a predicted model, not a curated record. Gene Ontology annotation, molecular function: protein binding.